UGCAUCAUGUGACCUUCAUAUUGCCAACCAGAUAAGUAUGGAGGUAGGGGAGGAGCCGCGGUACCAUCAACGGGGCGGCCGACGGCUCAUGGACCCAGCCUACACCCCGGACAUCGGCCACCUCGUCCACCGAAGCGGCCCCGUCCAAGAGAGCAAGGCGGCUAAAUCAGCCAGAGCACGUCUUGCCGAAGUGCUGAGCCUCACUAGGACGGCGAGCCGACUCCGCCAAGUCACACAAAGAAAGAACUCCCAAUUGGCAGGAGAGAGGGGAUACUUAGUCGGCAACGUUAGGCAGUCCAGUGUUAGCAAAGUGCCAGAGAGGAAGACAAUGCCCUUUGCUAGAAAUGCCAACGUGUCUGUCCUACACGUGAGGAGUGUUUCGGAGCCAUGGGAAGUUAAAAGCAGUGUGUAUUCAGCCCCGAAUUACGGAUACGAUAAUUAUGCAACCAACUCUUACAACAGAAGAAUAGGAAGAGCUGGGAGCUUAGGCAUAAAUGAAAGUAGCAGAGAAUUGUCUCCCGUUCGAUGGCAUGACAGAGAGGUUGACGGUGUCUUUCUGGGACGAUCCGGAUGGGUUCAAGUACAACAGGGUGCUCAAAUCAAUAGGGAACCUCCGGUUGACUCUCAUCCACAGCAACAUGUUACUAGAAUUAAAAUGGCGGACUACCACUGUAGCAAAAGUGAACCGGGAAAAUUACAACUUGAACCACAAAGACCCGGCUAUUUGCCUCUUCCGGGAGUGUCAGGGAGAAGAGGGAGGGCAUCUCCGUCGUCUUUGGAUUUAACACGAGAAGAACCUAUCACACCACCUCCACCGACGCCGAUAUUAUCACCUCCACCAGCAUUUCAGGACAUAAAGUACAGAUCAUCCCCUAGACGAGCACAACCGUUUCUUUCAAGAAGCAAUGCCAUAGAAUUAUCCCCUCCUCCAUCACCACCUACAUACAGGUUAUCACCAUGUACUUCAAUGUCUAGAAAAAAGCUGACACCUUCACCUGUAAACUUCCCUCAGACAAAAUCUUUGGAAGAAAGCGUAAAUAGGCGGAUUAUGUUCCAAAAGCACGAUUCGUCUUCGUCUUCUUCUAGCAGUUUCGGCUUUCGAUCGUUGGACAGCGGUUUGAUACAACAUCCAGUCGUGAUGCCGAAGUUGAAAGAGCUGACCGACUCAUCCCUCGGUGGUUACGAAGACGGAGACGAAGAAUCUCUAACCAUGAGCGACUACUCUACGCUGACACUCAUAAAUUCGCCGGACAUCGACAGAAUCUCGCCUUCCAGCAAAAGUAAACAGAGAAUCAGAAGAUCCCCUGGCUCCGACGUCAAAAACGGGUCUCCUUGCUCGUCGUCUUCUUCGAACGAUUCAGGUCCUUUCAGGAGAACAGGUUCCUCACAGAGUACCCACAGGGGAAGAUCACCGCGUUCACUAAUGAUGGAUCAGCAAAUGAACAACGGCCGCCAAAACAGCAGAGAAUCCAGAGAAAACAGGGAAAGCAAAGAGAGCAGGGUUCGGCGGUCGAGAAGUCUGCAACUUCCUGAAAGAUGUUCACCGUGCCAUCCCGGACCAACUGUCCUGCUACCCACCAUGACAAGUGGUCGACCCUUGCGACAAUCCUUCCAUCCUAGAUCUGCACAAUCGGAAGACAUGGCUAUGGACCCUGAUUUCCAACGGGAAACCGAGGAGGAAGCGAGGAUAGUUGCUGAAUUCGUACAAGGCGUCAGAAGCAGAGAUGCCGCGAGGUCUCUGCUAAGGCAUCGGUACAUAGAACAAGACGAAAAGCUAGCGGGUCACGGCCGGCCGCAAAUCCAACAGCCAAGUAUGCUACUGGCUCGCAACCAAAAAGGAAGGCCUCUGCAAAGAGGAGUUACAACUCCGAGUGGUCGGCUUCAAGCAGCCGGAUGCGAUUACUGGCUCCAUUGUCCUCACACCAAGCCGCCAACAACGCCUCAGAUCUCAUCGCCUCUGACGAACAUGAGGCUUUCACACAGUUAUCCAAAUCAGAAAGGGGUUUCGACAGCAAGGGAAUACUCAACUAGGUCCUCACCCGCCUCUUUGGAAAAGGUCAACGACGCUUCCCACAGGCAGAGCCGCGGCAACGACUUUAACGUUCUAGGUCAGGAAGACGGUGAAUUCAUCAGAAGGCAAAGAUACAGAAGAUCGCAAGAUAGUAACGAUGUAUGGCACGUGUCAGCGGACCGUAGCCUCACACGUUCGCCGAGAAUCAGGUCUUCUGCAGCAUCCACUCCCGAAGAUAGACCGGGCUCAGCGCCGGCUGCUCAAAGAUCCCGUUACCCUUCAGGACGUGUCGAUAAUACACAAAGGUCUCUUUCUCUUCCCAAGUGUUUCCAAACGAGUCGAGAACUUCCGAGGCUACCUACCAACCAUAUGUCUGGGAUAAAUUACAAUGAUGGAGCUGAGUUUUUGGUUCAUCAAAGUACCACUAACAGUCCAGUGCCAGUGGUAGGAAUUCGUCCUUUGACGCCAGAAAUUUCCAGGACUGCACCACCCACGCCAGUACGUGAACUUAAUCCUGAUCAUUCUAUCGGUAGUUUAACAAAAGACUACAAAUUCUCCAGUGCCCCAAUUCUGGAUAUCGGUGAUUGGGAUGAUAGUUAUACCAUAGAUGAAGAUAAUUCAAAGGGUAAUGAGAUAUUAAAUGGCCAUUACGACAAAAAAGAAGAUUUCAAUCAUGAAUCGAAAACCCUCUCACAAUCUGUUAUUCAGAAAUUUAGAAAAAACUUCACAAUCAAGUUUACUAAAAAAGGGGGACAUGGGAAAGAUGAUCAGGACACAGAUGAUGUAGAAAAUGAACAGGUAAAUUCUUCGCCUACACCUUACAAUCAUAAAGAAGAAACAUCAGUGGAACGAUUCAGAUUUGGGCCGUUAGUGUGGAGGAGUAGCAAGGAAAGAAAAAGGAAUAAAAAUGUAGGAAGAUCUUCUAAAUGCAACAGUGGUGAUAGUGGGAUCCAAGUAGAAACUAAUAGUAUAGUUGGAGCGAUAGAAGAUUCAUCUGAAUCACACGAUACGGAUAAUGCUACCGAAGAGAUAGAGAGCCCGCCAAUCGUACGGCGUAGAGGAGUGAAAGGGCUCUCAUGUGAUAUUAAGCUUUCUAGACCAAAUUCCGAUGUCAGUAAUAAGUUUCUUAUAGAGAGAAUGAAGGCUGAAUUAGAUUUGCGAAAGCAUUCACACAUUAGAAUAAGAAGGACGUAUUCUGAUUUUGGUGGUCAGAAAAUGUACAACUGGGAAAUGAAACAUGGUUACAGGAAAACUCAUCAAUCUCCUCUUCGUAAUAAACCAUGUCGUGCUAACAGUAUUAGCAAUAGUAGUAAUGGCAGCAAUAAUAGUAGAAUCUGGAAAAGGCCUUACCACAAAAGUGUAACAUUGAGGAGAUCAAUUAGUCAACCCAUAGGUUUAAACGAUUAUAGCUCUCCUGCUAGCAUAAGAAAGUUUGUUACUGGAACAAGUCCAAGAAUAUUAAGUGAAGAUGAGAGAUGUGGAGGGACUUCUGAUGAUGAUAUUAUGUCAGACUCAGAAUCUUCUGUUACUUCAGCGACAGGCAAAAAAAAAUCAUUCGAACAGGUCAUGGAAGAUGAUUGGUUGAUUCUGGCUGAAGCAGUUUGGGAUCAUGUUGCAAUGGAGCCGGAAGAAUUACCUUUUCGUGCUGGAGAUGUUAUUGAAGUGAUGGACACUUCAGAUCAAGAUUGGUGGUGGGGAGCUAAUGGUGAAAUGUUAGGUUGGUUUCCGUCUGCAUUCGUUCGUCUCAGGGUUAGUCAGGAAGACACGGUCGAAGAUUGUUUGGCAGCUGUUGCUGCAGGAAAAGCGUCUCACACCUUGAGAAGAAAAGCGAGUGUGUCUCUGUUGUCAAAUGAUCAAGUUAGAUCGAGAGUUCUCACUGAAUUAAUUUAUACAGAAAGAGAUCUUGUAAAAACUCUCAGAGAUAUUAAAGAGGGGUACCUGAAUGAAUGUCGUAAAAGAACAGAUAUGUUUUCUGAUGACCAGUUGAAAACUAUAUUUGCUAAUUUAGAGGAACUUCUUACAUUUCAAGAGAAUUUCCUUAGCGAUUUGGAAAUGAGAGUUAACUGGGACGCUCCUUACAAAAGUUGUAUCGCUGAUGUUUUCCUAAAUCAUUGUGAAGGUUUUAAAACUUAUUCAGAUUACUGUAAUGCCCAUCCUCUUGCUAUAGCAACGUUACAAGAUCUUUAUAAACACAACGGUUAUGAACAAUUUUUUGAAGCAUGCCGAUUAAUGCGAGGGCUUAUGGAAAUACCACUUGACGGUUAUCUCUUGACCCCUGUUCAGAGAAUUUGUAAAUACCCUUUACAAUUAGCAGAACUCCUCAAGUACACGAAAAUCGACCAUGACGACUAUAAGAAAAUUGAAAACGCCUUAGAAGCAAUGAGAGAUGUAGCACUUUUGAUCAACGAGAGGAAACGGAGAAUGGAGAGCUUAGAAAAGAUCGCUAUUUGGCAAGCAAAAGUUGAAGGAUGGGAGGGGGAGGAACUAAUUGCAAGAAGCAGUCAGUUGAUCCACCAAGGCGAAGCACUAAAAGUAACAUCUGGAAUGUGGACAUCAUCCAUUAGAAUAUUUCUUUUUGAUCAUCAGAUGGUUUAUUGUAAAAAAGAUAUGUUAAAAAGAAGCACCUUAAUUUAUAAAGGAAGGAUAUGUAUGGAUACAUGUCUUAUAGUCAAUCUUGCUGAUGGGAAAGAUUCGACGACAGGAGCCUCAGUUAGAAAUGCUAUUAAAGUUUCGCUGCCUUUUGAAAAAUCACUAAUUUUUUGCCUCAGAACAGCUAAAGAAAAGUCAGAAUGGUUAGAGGCAUUUGUUCAAGAAAGAAAAUUAGUUAAACAGGAUUUAGCAGAAGGUAUAGAUUUUGAACCUGCAGCAAGAAGGUUAGCUAGAGCUGCAGCUUCAAGAGUCACUAUAAGCCUUCCACUGAAACGGGAAAGUAAAGCGUAUGUAAGAAGCAAUACAUCAGGAGCAUUACACGGUACAAACGAUAGAUUAACUAGAACUCAUCGGAAGUACUCAAUGGGCCGUAAAGUUGGUUCGUGGUUCCAUUUCGGUGCCACUAAGAAAUUGAGACAACUCGGCAAAGUUGUUUAUGAUACUUAAAACUAAUUCGUUUAAUUGUAAAAUAUAAAAAAAAACUCUAGUCCAUAACAUUGUUUUUUAUGUAAAUGUCAUUCAGAACAAAUUGUUUGUAACUUUUUAAAAUGGUGAUACAUAUCAAUGUUUUAUAUAAAUGUGUUUCAUAACGGGGAAUUGUUAUCAUUCCAAAAUUUACUAGAGUAGACUGUGAUCUGUAAUUUUACAAACCAAAAUUCUUAUACAAAGUUGUAUCAAUUUUUUCCACAUCUUUGAAGCUGGAAUUCUUAGAGUUUUAAAUUAUAAUCAAUGUGAAUUUUUAAAUGUUAAAUGCAAAUUUAAUCUAGAACGUAAGUAGUUGUUUUUUUAAAGUAAUUUAGUUAACGGCCCCCAUGAAUAAUGCAUGCCAAGUAUAAGACUGAGGCAUUUUAUUAUGGAAUAUAAAGAGAUUGUAUCUGGAAUUUUUCUCUUUCCAAGUUAAAAUUUGUAAUAUUUUAAAUGUAAAACAAACUGUUUACAAUAUAAAAAAUAAAUA
Cimex lectularius (bed bug) is the source of this 5615-nucleotide messenger RNA. RefSeq lists its product as uncharacterized. The record is from RefSeq and is a predicted model, not a curated record. The transcript has 21 exons. Gene Ontology annotation, cellular component: cytoplasm. Gene Ontology annotation, molecular function: guanyl-nucleotide exchange factor activity; protein binding. Gene Ontology annotation, biological process: intracellular signal transduction. The coding region runs from base 38 to 5107 and encodes 1689 amino acids. Lineage: Eukaryota; Metazoa; Arthropoda; Insecta; Hemiptera; Cimicidae.